Rubroshorea leprosula is the source of this 1475-nucleotide messenger RNA. NCBI's taxonomy places the organism in Eukaryota, Viridiplantae, Streptophyta, Magnoliopsida, Malvales, Dipterocarpaceae. The record is from the annotation of a GenBank genome assembly.
CCACGGCGAACGGAGGAGAUAACGAAACUUAGCCACAGCGCCGUCGCUUUUACCACCAGCAACGCUCCCACCGUAAGGCCGGAGACGGAGAAUCCCCAAUUUUCUCUCACACAUCCAGGUUUGGUUUGCAAAUGGCCAAAACUGGCAAGGUGCGGAAGUCUAAUUCACAGUGUCUGAGGUCAAAUCCUUAUCCAUUAUCCUCUUGCAUAAAAAGAGCUGUUAAGGAAGGUCACAAGAAGGGGAAAUGCUCCAAAGCUCAGGAGAAGAAAGAUUGGAAAGAUGCAACAUGCUCUGUUUGUCUGGAGUUCCCCCAUAAUGCUGUUCUUCUCCUUUGUUCCUCUUAUCACAAGGGCUGCCGCCCCUAUAUGUGUGCAACUAGCAGACGGUUCUCCAAUUGUCUUGAUCAAUAUAAGAAAGCUUACACAAAAGUUACUUCAAUAAACAAUGGGUCAGCGAAUAAUUCAAGGGUUAUUUUGGGUUCAGAGGAGGCUGAUGAGAAGCCAGAAGUGCCAGAGCUUUUAUGUCCACUAUGUCGGGGGCAGGUGAAGGGUUGGACAGUGGUGGAAGCAGCCCGAAAGUAUCUAAACCAAAAAAGAAGAUCCUGCAUGCAGGAAAAGUGCUCUUUUGUUGGAACUUACCGGGAGCUAAAGAAACAUGUUAAGACAACGCACCCAUUGGCAUGCCCUCGGGCAGUGGAUCCUGUGCUUGAAGAAAAAUGGAAAAAGCUUGAGCAUGAAAGAGAGUGGAACGAUGUAAUUAGCAUACUUAUAUCGUCGACACCUGGUGCAAUGGUCUCGGGAGAUUUUGUGAUUGAGCCAGGAUAUGACGUUUAUUCAGAUGAAAAUGAUUCAGAUGAAAAUGAUUCAGAUGACUCCCUUGAUGAUGGCUAUUUUCACUUGGAAUCGUCUAACCAAGGACAGAGUCGCAACAUUCCUUACCACUAUUCAUUUGAUGAUCAUGGCUUUGGAACGCAGCACAUGGUCCUUUCUGUUUCCCCUCAUCGUCCUUCCCAGAACAUCCAAACAUUGAGGGCAGCGCCAGUUAGGAGACUCCCAAGAAUUAGAGGACGUUCUCAAGGCUGAUAAUUUCUAUUACAAUCUACAAGCAAUCAAAUGAAGCCCUUGCUGCAUCCAUUACAUGAUGCGAUGAUAACUAGUUUUGAUGAAUGGCAGGAUUCAGAGAGAUUGUAGAGAAACCAGGUAUUAGGGACGUUUACGGCUUCAGGUAUUGAAGCCCCAACCAAGGUAUUUGAACUCAGUUCCAAAAGAAAGGAAGGAAAAAGACAAAAUAGGUUCCCUCGCAUGUGUAUGGAUAAUGGAUUAGCCAUUAUUGUUGGGUCAAGGAUCAUUUGAUCAACUUUGUUUAAAAUUGGCAACUUUCCUUUUGUUGCCUCUUGAAUUCUUGAUUUUCAAUGAUUUUCUUCUUGUCAAUUUUUCUGAUUUUGGAUUGUAAAAUGAUUGGCAAUUCUUUCUUAU